Messenger RNA from Perca flavescens (yellow perch), 1308 nucleotides. RefSeq names its product adult enhancer factor 1. Gene Ontology annotation, biological process: regulation of transcription by RNA polymerase II. NCBI's taxonomy places the organism in Eukaryota, Metazoa, Chordata, Actinopteri, Perciformes, Percidae. Bases 182 to 1264 code for a protein of 360 amino acids. The record is from RefSeq and is a predicted model, not a curated record. The transcript has 4 exons. Gene Ontology annotation, molecular function: RNA polymerase II cis-regulatory region sequence-specific DNA binding; DNA-binding transcription factor activity, RNA polymerase II-specific.
GCCAAACCCUACCGGAAACUCAUGGGAGAAACAGAAGAAGUGUUUCCGGUGCGGACCGUCGUGUCUGCGGUGUUUUGGUGUUGAAGUUAAACCGGAUUUAUUUUUUUGUGAAAUCCUUCAUUAAGACGUUAAACCGUGUUCACGCGCGCCCUCUGAGCCGGUCAGCUCGCAGGUUUCAGCGAUGGCGUCUGGGCUCCUGGAUGCUCCUGCAGAAGGAGACGCUCUCUGUGUCUUCUUGCUGAGUGACUCAGCAGAAAGGAGGGAGGUGGGUUGCCAGAGCGACUCAGCAGAAAGGAGGGAGGUGGGCUGCCAGAGCGACUCAGCAGAAAGGAGGGAGGUGGGCUGCCAGAGCGACUCAGCAGAAAGGAGGGAGGUGGGCUGCCAGGUGGACCUGCUGACUCAGCAGCUCAGCUGGACACACACAGGGUCCUCUGAGAUGUUGUUGCAGUGUUUUGUGCGUCCUGAUGGUCCAGAUGGGGGGGCUCUGCUGCAGCACUGCACCAACCGAACCAGAACCAUCAAACCGGGCCGCAGGGCCACGCCCCCAACACCCCCCCCACCGAGGCCCGACCACGCCACGCAGAGACCGCCCAAACGCCGCUGCCGCCGCAAUCACCGUGUGGUCCCGGACCCCCAACAGGAAGAGGAAGAACAGGAUCAGGAAGUGGAACAGGAAGUGGUGGAGGAGGACACCGGGGAUCCCACCUGGACUCCACCUGACGGAGACGCUGCCUCUCGCCCGGCUGCCUGCGCUCUGGAGGACUCAGACUCACAGCAUGCACCUGUACGGCUGGACUCAGCCUCCCAGCAUGCACCUGUGCAGCUGGACUCAGCCUCCCAGCAUGCACCUGUGCGGCUGGACUUGGCCUCCCAUCAUGCCCCUGUGCAGCUGGACUCAGCCUCCCAGCAUGCACCUGUGCGGCUGGACUUGGCCUCCCAUCAUGCACCUGUACGGCUGGACUCGGCCUCCCAGCAUGCACCUGUGCGUGCCGCGGUGAAGCUGGAGCCGAACAGCAUCAUGUGCGACGUCUGCGGCAAAGUGAUGAAGAACAAGUCGAGCCUGGCUCGCCACUCCUUCAUCCACACGGGCAAGAAGCCGUUCGCCUGCCAGCUGUGCGAGCUGCGCUGUCGCCCGCGACAACCUGCAGCAUCACACGGCCGGCUGCACCCCGACGGCGUCGCCCGGCGACAGAAGCCGCGCGCGGCGCGCAGUCGUGGCUGUGCCCGGUCUGCGGCAAAACGUUCAGCUGCCGCUCGCGGCUGAAGACGCACGAGGUCAUCCACUCGGGCGUGAAGCCGCUUACGCCU